CGUAAUUCAAAGUUGCACUCGUCGUAUAUCGUUCAGACCUCUACCAGGAAGAGGGGCAGCCGAAGAUUCUGGCCUGCUUCUGCGCAGCGUUCAUCUGAUCACCAUGACGCUCUCUUCCGGCACUCUCAAUCUCAAGUUCAUGCAGAGGGCAGCUGCGCGCCAGCAAGCUCAAACCAGUUCGAAUCCCUCCACACCGCAAGCUACAUCCACACCUAUAAAGCCUACGUCCAGAGCCAACGAGUCGCCUGCCGUCGAGUCGAAACAGAGCGUUUUUCCAUCAACAUCGUUGGUCAAUGCGGAAGCUGGACCCAGUACGCCCCUCGCUCGAUUCGACUUUCCCGAACAACCCAGUACACCAUUGACGCCGACAGAGAAGGAAGCGCGAUGGUCAUUACCUCGUCGGAAGAGGGAGAACGGGGUCCAUGGAGGUUCGAACUUGGCGUUCGAAUCGGGCUACAUGUCUUUCCUCAUGCCUGUUGAAGAUGAGGUGAGAGGUGAAGGAACAGGAGGAGGGGGAAGGAUGGCAUUCGGAGGAUUCGGAGUGAAGGAGGAUGAAGAUGUAACUCAGGCUGAUAAAGAGGGAGAGGAGGGGGACAACAGUAUCGUUGAGGAGGAUAAACGUAGGAAGCGACCUCGACCUACAGAGACCGCUCCAGAGACUCCUGGCCAUGGCACUCGUACCUUCAUGAGACCUCAAGGCUUUGAAGACCGGAUGGAGAAUAGCAGCGCCAAUGGAACUACGACCUCGAGGCCGACGGACGUAAAGAAAGAAGCGGUGAAGGAAGAGCCGCCGAGUACCCACGGUAGCAAGCCCGACACAAAGAGACGGAAAUUCGAGAAUGGAUCUCAAGCAGGACAGCCCUCCAGAGCGGAUCGUUUACGAGCCAUUGCCUCUGGGGAUUCCAAUGUCUCAGCGUCCUCUCCAUCCACAUCAACGCCGAGAGCCAGUCUGAAAUCUGCCUCUCACACGCCUGAACUUCCACACGGAGAGUCAAGCAGCGUACAUGUCCAGACACACGAGGUUCGGUCUGACGGCUCCAAACGCAAGAAGCGGAGAAAAGACCGGGGAUCACUCAGCGGACCCGGAUCUCAAGCUUCCGGGACCGCUUCUCCGAUUAAGCAGGAGGCGCCUGCUUCCAGCCUAUUGACACUGGAUGAGAAGCAAGCACAGCAAAGGGCAGAAAAGAACAGACGGAAAAAGGAGAAGAGAAAGGCCAAGAAGGGAGCCAAGGCGGGAGAAUCGGUGGGGCAGGCGAGAGAUGAAGAUUCCGAAUAACGAGGACAGCCCUUCUCGCUUUCCUCUACGUUGACUCUGUAUGCUGUAUAAUGACGUGACGACCAUGCAACCAUUGUCUUGCUUGAUCCCCCUGCGU
This is a messenger RNA of Kockovaella imperatae, 1373 nucleotides long. RefSeq lists its product as hypothetical. The transcript is spliced from 2 exons. The coding region runs from base 104 to 1276 and encodes 390 amino acids. Lineage: Eukaryota; Fungi; Basidiomycota; Tremellomycetes; Tremellales; Cuniculitremaceae. The record is from RefSeq and is a predicted model, not a curated record.